This is a messenger RNA of Caenorhabditis sp. 36 PRJEB53466, 4318 nucleotides long. Lineage: Eukaryota; Metazoa; Nematoda; Chromadorea; Rhabditida; Rhabditidae. The record is from the annotation of a GenBank genome assembly.
AUGGACGGUCACAAUGAGGUUCAGUCGACAUCCAGAGAACCCGAGCAUUUGUAAUUGCCCGAUGCAAUAGAAAUGUUACUUAAAUUUUGUAGAAAUGAUCGAAUACCAACGCAUUUUUUGGUGGAGCUCACCUCGCUCGACGAGCUCGCUUUUCCGGCCAACUCGACGAAACGGGUCAAGGUUUGUGGGGGACUAGUAUUUGAAAUGGUCCUCGGCCAUCCGUUCCCAUUUUCCAGUACACAUGCGUGGCGAGCACCUCCAAAUCGCUGUGUUUGGGCACUUCCACAGGCUCCGUCUACAUUUUCUCGCGAUACGCCGCCAAAUCGCGAUCGCGCGCCAAUUCGCCGGUUCCGGUGCAGGUUUUCACGACGAGAGACGGCCAGAUCAGUACGGUACGCGGCCGAAAAUUUGCUAGGCCACGCGGAGAAACGAAGGAAAUGUGUUGCAGAUAUCGGUGAGCGCGUCGGAAGAACUGAUGGCGAUCGGCGGGGACAGCGGCCGAGUUUCCGUGGCGCAGAUGAACAACGGACAGCCGCCCACGCUGCUCUACAGUACUCCCGGCGACGCGAGGGCUCCGGACAGGGUGACCGCACUCGCAUGGGCACCCGAUUUCAAAGGUUUAGAAACGAGAGAAGUGAAGUGUUGCACUUUGAAUGGAUUGUGUAAACUGUCUGGGGUACUGUAGCCCGGAAAAGCUAGGACUGCCUGAAAUGCAGUGAAGACGGGGGGGUUUUUUUCAAAUUUUCAAACGAGCUUCAAUUCGCCCCAUUUACAGCCGUAUUCUCGGGCCACGCAUCCGGCGCGCUGCACGUGCACCGUCUGACGAACCGUUCGGUUUUCCGUGCCGCCCACCAAUGCCUCCACAAAUUCUCAGCCGAAAUCGUCCAACUGGACACGCAUCAACAGAACGUGCUCGUCGCCACGUCACUCGCCGCCCACGUAUUCCACGUCGAGUCGGCGGCGCUGCAGCAGGUGGGCAAGAAGGCGCGGAGCUCGACCGCUCAUCUCGGAGCCGCCUACGUGGCGCCGCUCGACGGCGGAAGCGCCUUCAUUGUCGCGGCGAGACCCAACGGACGCCUCUGGGAAUCGAAUCUCGUCGGAGUCGUGUACAGGUUAGUGCGGGAGUGGGGGGAAGUUUAUGUUUUAAAAAAAACGGCAGUUAUCUUGCAGAACGCACCAGUACCGUCAGUUCGCGCAUGUUCCGCGUGCGCCGCCCGUCUCGUUUCGCUCGCAAUUCCCGACGGACCCAUCGCAAUUCGACGGAAUUCACCCGGAGAAUCAGGACGUCACACUCAACCGCAUCCACGUUUUGCACGUCGACGCCGCCCGUCUCCUCAUCGUCUCGGCGUUCGGCUCGCGCAUUUGUGUCGUCGAUUCGGACGAGUCGAGGGUGGUGUGCGUGGCCGAGCUGGAGCACGACAUCCUCGACGUCUCCACGUGCGGAAACGACGUGUUCGUGCUGCUCGCCGACUCGAAAGGACUCCGCAAGUUUAGCGUUUUCGAUCGCGUCAAGACGGUCGAGAAACUGAACUUGAAACACUUUUUCAUGCAGGUUAGGAGUAAUUUUUGGCCCACACGGUUUUCCAAUACCCUAACUUGUGCAAAAAUAGGAAAUCAUUGAAUUAUUCCAGAGCGCCCAGACCGUACUCUUCUGCACUUCCACGCCGACUUCUUCAUCCCCGCCCACGCACUCGAACUCGCUGUUCCCCUCCGAACUGAUCGCCCGAAUAGUCGAGGGUCUCGCCACGAUGAGCAAGAAGAAGGAGACGGAGAGAUUGCAGCAGGAACUGCAGAAGAUUCUGGACGAACGGAAAGCGCAGCAGUCGAUGUACGACAAUCUGACGAGGGAGACGAAGGAGGAGCGGCAGAGGGAGCCCGUGUCCAGACAGUUGCCCAGCGGCGUGCACAGGGUAGGUGGAAACCUUAUUGCUCAUGAAAAACGAUUGAUUAGACGAUUUUCGCAACGAGGACGCAAAAAAUUUCGUUAUUCUCUGAUCAGAUGACUUUUUUGUGUGUGAAAUUUGUGAGUUAAGAUCUGUACGGCAUGCCAAGACAUGAAAAACUAGUGAAAUUGAUAAAUGUCUGCUUGCAGGUGCUCCAAACGGGCCAGUGCAGUGGAUACGACGACGACUUCUCGUUCGCCACCCCUCAAGCACUUCGGGAACGUUCCCGGAGCAGUCCUUGCGGUCCCGAAUCCCCGCUCUCCCCGCUGUCGCCCAAUUCGAUAACGAAAAGGGCGUCGGAACCGUCGAGCCUCGAGAUCCGGCAGGAAUGGCGGAAGAACGGAACGCCCGACGUCGUCGAGGAGGACAUUCUCCAUCGGGCCCGCCUGAUCCUCGACUCCUCCCCCGACGCCGCCAAGAUCAUCGAGAAAGAGUCGUUGCGGACGUUGCUACAGUUGGAGGGUGUCAAAAGGGACGAGAUCCGCUUCACACCGACCGUCACCAUCGGAAAUGCGGCGAAGGCGUUGGCCGAGUUGGCACUGGCGGUCCCAGUCGAUCUGUCGGCCAUCUGGAACGAUCCGAACACCCGCGAUGGGCCGGAAACGACGACGAAAAAGGCGACGAUUGUGAAGGUGAUUCGGCCGGGCGUUCGGCCGAUCAGCCAGAAACGGAAAGAGAAGCCCGUGGCGACAGUGUGCCCGAUGGAGGACGACGUGGAGGCGAACAACGUGGCGCCCGAGCAGAUUUCCGAGGAAAUGCGACGGAAACAGGACGAGAUGUGGCUCGAUUUGAGGCUCAGCCACAUUAAGAAUAGUGAGUUUAUACAGGGGAAGGACGUUUUGCAACUGGAAGUGACGGUGAUUUCAGUUGCGAAAUUUCACGGUUCUAAAGUGUCCCUUUCUGGAAAACACGUAGAAUUUGACAAAUUUUCGCCUGACCAAGUCUUCGCAGACAUAGUUCAACUUUAUCGUUCAGAAGCUUCUCUCUCGGAGCACUCCGAAGAGGCGGUGCCCAAAUCGGACACGGACUACACGCUAACGACGGAAUCCGGAGAGCCGACGCCGAGUCGCGACGAGAUUUGGACGAAUCCGUUGGACGAGGAGUCGCUGACGCCCACACAACCGCCGUCGGAGGACCCAUCGACUGCCAGCACGGUCCCGGGCGACUCGUUUAGCUGCUCCGUGUGCGGAAUGCACAGAUCGUGGGCGGCCGCGUCCAUUUUGACGGCCGUCUGCGGGGCGGCUGAUGUUCUGCGCGACGAGUUCGCCGACGGAGGAGCCAUUCCGGCGACGAUGAACGAUUGGCAACGUCUCCUUCGCCACGUGGCGGCCGAAAAACGCGAGAAGGAGGUGUCGGCGAUGUGUCCGCGGUGCGAAAUGUCGCUGAGUUCGGUGGAGCGAGUGUGCAACGACGGAUGGAGAAGCAGUGUGGGUGGAAUUGUCGACGAGGAGUGUCGUCCGAAUCGGGAACGCAUCUUCGAGCGGUGUCUGAACACUUCGACGGAAAAGUUGAGGGCGAUAGUGUCGAGAGCAUCAGAAUCGACGGAAAACGGCAGGAAAGAAGCGGCGAAACCGGCUGUAGUCGUUCGAAAUGAAAAAGAGCCCGAAACAGACGGAAAGGCCGACGAACUGCCCGCCCGUCUCUGGAACUGGACGAAAGCGGCGAAUCUGCGCACGAUGCUCGCCCUCGCGGUUUUCUGCGUCGGCAAGAAAAGUGUGCUCCAAAUUAUCGGAUCGGAUGACCGAUGGAUCGCGCGACGAAUGAAACCGAUCGAUUGGUGUGCGAUUGUGGUGAUGGGCGCCCGGGAAACGCAUUUUAAGGACCUGCUCGCAAGCAAGGUACGUGAAAGCUUUCGAAAUGACGAUUUUUGUGGGAAUUCUGACAUGCGCGCUUUAGGCGAGGUUUCGAUCUAAAAUUUUUAGACAAUCUCGUCGGUGCUCGAGUCCGUCGGCGCUUCCGGAUGGGUGAUGGCCCGAAAGUCGCCGCCGACUCCAUCCAAAUCUUCUCGAAGAAUCUCUCCGACGUCAUCCGCCAAUUCGGUACCGAUUUCCAAUUGGAUCGUCGACACGAAUGGGUAAAAAUUGCGCCCAACCUAAUUUUUGAGAAAAACGUUUUUUUUUUGCAGGAAAUGUCCCAUCUGCACUCUUUCAAUCAAACUGAUCGUGGGCGGCCAGGACCGGGGCGUCGUGUCGUACUGCUGCGGCCACGUGUACCACAAAGUGUGUCUGGCGGGCCGGCACUCAAUCGGAUGCCUUGCCUGUCGGGUACGGGCACGCCGAGCCGCCGCCGCCCGUUCCACCACGUCUUCCGCGGCGCCGUCACCCAUCGGAUCGCCCAUCGCCUCGCCCAGACAUCAGAAUUAUGUGAAAUCCUAA